ACAUAGGUUACUAAGAUCCAGGUAUGCUCUUGUAAUAUCAAAAUUCAAUGACUGAAAAAUUAAACAAUUCAACAUCAUUAUGGAAACAUACGUAUGUGACCAUAAGAUUUGAGAGCUGGUGUUGAGGUAGUUGGGUCAAACACACAAAAGGUUAUAUCCAAUGAAUUUUGGGUAGACAUACAUGUCAUUACCAAGGUAGUGCAACAAACAGAGGUAAUCCCUCCACCAAACUUAUUAAAAAUGAGUGACAGAAAGGUUCUAACAUAAAUCUAUUCAGGUGGGACUGCAGUUUGCUACUUGUGUUAGUAGAGAGUCAAUGAUGUUUAGCAUUGGCAAUUGAUCCUUCUGUACACAAGUAUUACAAGAUUUAGUAGUGAAAACAAUGAGCAACUCAGUCAUGAAACUGAAAAUUACUAUACUGCCACCAUUCAGUGAUUUUAUGACGGAUGGCAAAACGUGUCCCUGGACCUUGGUAGUUUAACAAUAUGGCGAGCGAUUUGUCAUCACGAAUGCCGAAAAUAUCAGAAGUUGAUUUGUCUGGCUUGAAUGACUGGGAAAAAAAGCGUAUUUCAUCUGUAAUGGAGAAAGCUCAAGAAUUACAAAAGAAAGAUGAAGACAAAGCAUUAAGACAAAAAAUGGAAGGUCAAUUAAGCAAGUGGACAAAUUUAAUGAAAGGCUGGCAGUAUCGAUGGUUUGUCUUGAAUGCUGAGACCGGAUAUCUUGAGUAUUAUGUAGAUAAGGGGAAAAAAGUUCAUGGAACAGAACCACGUGGCUCUGUUCACCUCAUGGGCGCAGUUAUUGCACCAAGUGACGAAGAUUCUGUUACAUUUACUGUAAAUGCCUCAAAUGGUGAUCUUUUUAAAUUACGAGCAUGCGAUGCUCGAGAGCGCCAGCAAUGGAUCAAUAAUAUACGAAUGAUUUCAGAAAAACACUCCGCCAAACUUGUUAAUAAAGUUCAAUUGAGUAAUCAAACUGUUGGUCCUGCUAAUACAACACCACUUUUAACUACGAAACCUGUAAACAAUCUUACCAUCUCUACAUCUGCUUCUGGAGAUAAUUUUGAUGUAAUAUUAAAUAAAAAUCGUCCCAUUGCUGUCUCAUCUGAGGUUCUUGAUUACAUGGAAAUUCUUAACGAGUUGUUAAACACUAGUGAAGCUCAACAAAUGGCUUUUCUUAAUAAGAUAGAGGCCAUGCCAAAUGAUGGCGAAACUGUGAAUCUUCUAAGCAGGGAGAUGCUUUUGAUAAAAGCAACAUCACAGACAACUCUCCACUGCCUUCAUCAAUGUUUUGUCAUUCUACAAAAACAGAUUGACGACGUGCAUGAUGUAGCAAGGCAUUCUGGUAUACCUGAAGACGCUACUAUUCAAUGGUUUGACCCUCCAAAACCAAAAUCUGACCUGUGUAAUGAAUAUGCCAAUGGGGAGGUUUCUAAGGGUGUACCUUUAUUACCCGCAUCCUCUGGCAGCGUUAGCAGUACCAAUAAAAAGACGUUCCCUUGUUCCAAUGAUGACUAUGUUGAUGGCGUGGAUUUCGAAUCUCUUUUGCGAGAUGAAAUCGAGGAUGGAGAUUUAGACGAGCAAGAAUAUUCGCUGGAGAAUGAAAACAUAGAAGAGCAUAAAAGUCUUAUUCUUCAUUUAUUGUCAAAACUCAAAUUAGGCAUGGAUUUAACCAAGGUUUCCUUACCGACUUUUAUAUUGGAACCACGAAGCUUGUUAGAAAUGUUUGCUGAUUGUUAUGGCUAUCCCCAAUUAUUUCUCAAGAUAACUGACGAAACCUCCCCCAGAGAUCGUAUGUUAGCCGCUGUAGAAUACUAUUUGACGUCAUUUUAUGCUGCUAGAAAAGGCAGAUACUCGAAGAAACCUUAUAAUCCUAUACUUGGUGAGGUAUUUCACUGUUGCUGGGAUAUCUCUGCUCCGAAGACAAAUGGACACGUGACUGAGAUGGAGUCAACAGGAGAGUCACGACGUGACUAUAGGUUGCGCUACGUUGCUGAACAAGUAUCCCAUCAUCCACCAGUCUCAGCGUUUUAUGUUGAAUGUCCAGAGAAGAAUAUUUGUAUGAACAGUCAUGUUUGGACGAAAUCGAAAUUCUAUGGGAUGUCUGUUGGAGUCGAGUUGAUCGGCAACGGUGUACUCACAUUGUUAGAUCACGAUGAAGAGUAUUUCUUUACGUUUCCUAACGCAUAUUGCAGAUCAAUCCUCACGCGUCCAUGGUAUGAACUUGGUGGAAAGGUCAGCAUUGCCUGCCCAAAAACUGGUUAUAAUUGUUCCAUUACGUUUCAUACUAAGCCAAUGUAUGGUGGUAUCAAGAACCAUAUCACUGGAGAAGUCAAGCAUCUCCCUAGCGACCGCACCUUGUGCAGAAUCAAUGGACAAUGGACUGAUAGAAUAGAAAUGGAUUUUUCCGAAGAAGUGCGUUUAAUUUCUGAAAAAACGAAAGUCAUAGAACCGUACUUGUUGAAAAAAACGCCUAAGAAACUCCGACCAAUUGUAAAGCAAGAUGAAAACGAAUCUCGAAGACUUUGGAGACACGUUACUGAAGCUGUUCGCUGUGAUGAUAUAAACAUAGCAGCUGAAGAAAAAGAAAAGCUUGAAGAUAAUCAAAGGUUACUAGCUAAGCAACGAGAAGAAUCAGGACAUGUGUGGACAACGACGUUGUUCCAUGAGCACCGUGGAAAAUGGUUAUACAAUCAUCAUCUUUGCUUUAGAAGAGCAGCUUCUCAGCGUGGAGAAAAGAAGAGAUGAGAUGAACAAAAUUGACUGGAUAAUAAAGAACCUGCCGUGGUUGGCAGUCUUAAUAUGAAUCGGCAGUUCAAAUUGUUGGUGAAUUUGUCAAUUUUUGUAACAGUUUUGAUUGACAGCUGUAUUUCCAGUACUUUGUUUGCCUCUUCUCAUCCUCACAUCUCGAAUUGACUAUCGUGAUGUGUGCUGGGUGCUAUGUAGUAUUUAUCCUUGUAAAAUUUAAUAGGUUUUUCAAACCAACAUGUUGAAUACAACCAGUUGUAUGUAUUUUUAAUACCAUGAUUAAAGACUUCUUUCUGAGA
Messenger RNA from Xenia sp. Carnegie-2017, 3043 nucleotides. RefSeq names its product oxysterol-binding protein-related protein 11-like. The transcript has 24 exons. NCBI's taxonomy places the organism in Eukaryota, Metazoa, Cnidaria, Anthozoa, Malacalcyonacea, Xeniidae. Gene Ontology annotation, molecular function: sterol binding. The record is from RefSeq and is a predicted model, not a curated record. Gene Ontology annotation, cellular component: intracellular membrane-bounded organelle; membrane; cytosol. The coding region runs from base 486 to 2744 and encodes 752 amino acids.